This is a messenger RNA of Saccostrea cuccullata (small rock oyster), 1764 nucleotides long. RefSeq lists its product as uncharacterized. The coding region runs from base 24 to 1481 and encodes 485 amino acids. The record is from RefSeq and is a predicted model, not a curated record. NCBI's taxonomy places the organism in Eukaryota, Metazoa, Mollusca, Bivalvia, Ostreida, Ostreidae. The transcript has 12 exons.
GUAUAUUAAAACUAUUUUGUGAAAUGUUAGAUUCAUCUUUUGCAGAAAUCAAAGCUUUUACCAGCAAUGCAAACAAAUCUAUUGAAAAAGCAACUGUUAACGUUCAUAAAUGUCUUUACAUAGGGAAAUCUCCAAACGGAGUCCAGGCCCUCACCAUUGUUAAGAGCAGCGGGGAAAGACCAGGAGAUGUUGUGCAAUUUAAGUGCGUAGGAGAAGUUGAAAGCAUAAAUGGUGUUCCAAGCCAAAACAUCAGGUGGUGCAAGAAUAUGUCUGGAAAAUUUACUGAAAUAUCUCUACAAGACCAUCCAUUCACCGCAGUAGUAUCUAGCAGCAAAGAUGGAUGCAUGCCUAUACAGCAAUCGGAGAUCUUUUACCACAUCAUGCAAAGUGAUGCAUACUUAGAAAUAAUGUGUGAAUCGGGUUACAACAAAUACACAAGUGAAUGUGGAAAAGGAACAGCAAAUUCGACGAUAUUUUUAAACACAAAAACUUCGACUGAAGCAGUGGGACAGUGGAAGGUAUAUCCUAUCUUGAAAUACGACGAGACGGAAGUUAUAGAUGAACAAUAUUUCAACACUCAAGGAAUUGGAAGAACCAUUCAUCUGUUUUGUAGUGCUUCCUCCUUCACAUCGAACGAACAGCCGAUGAACUGGUGCGUAAAAAAGACAGAUGAUGCUAACUGGACAAAAGUUGUCACGCAAGAAGAUGCAAUAAAAUCUUCAGCAAAUAAAAGUGGUGGAGAAAUGAUAAUGUUCAGUCAAAUUACUUAUCAUGUAACGGAGUACGACAAGGUUCUUCAUUUUACCUGUGAAGUUUCUAAUUUCUCUAGCAGCCCCUGUGGAUCUGGACUAAAUUUUUCUCGUCUUACAAUUCGGAUAAACGCCCAUCAAACAAUGCCAUCUGAAAAGGAAAGUGCCGCCACUGUGGCUGUUAUAUCUGUCUUUCUGUGUUUGAUUUUAGUUGCAAUAACGGCUCUUGUAAUAAUCAUAUACAGAAGAGGAGAAAUGACAGUAUUUGGAAUUGCGAUCAAGAUUGAAAGGAUCAGCAACCGAUUUCAACUGCCAGAGGACGGGAACAAAGUUAUUGCAGAGCCUUCUCAAGCAAACUCAUCGCAAAGAAUAUCACAGUCAAGCAUACGAUAUAUUGAUGAGCCAAUCCAAAUCAAUUCUCAGAUUGAUGAAAACAAGACAGAGCAUAAAGGUCAAAGAGAUUCUGAAGAUAAUAUUCAGGGGUUGUACGAAGAACCAGACUGCACUAUGGCGGUUCAAAGACAGAGUGUGUAUGAAAAUGAAUUGAUGAAAGAUGAGAUUUUGAAUGAAGGAGAAAAACUGAAACAACAAACUGAAUCAAAAAUAUGUGACUAUGAUGAGCUGCACAUUGAAGAAGAACAGCAAAACUACGAAGAUCUAGACUUAAAACAAGUGCAUACACGUUCAAAAGAAAAGACUCGCGAAAAGAACGAGUCUUUUCUUUUUUCCUGAAAGUAGAACACAUACAAAAUUAAGCAUCUGAAUCAUAAAACAUUGAACACUUUCUAGGAAAAGUUAUAAAAUGUUUCCUUGAGAAAAGAACAUUACUUAUCUUGUAUCUAUCAAUGAAAUGUUCAGUUAUGUACUAUUUUAGAUUCAUGACUUGGUUUGUAGGUAUAUAUUUUGAACAAUCUUUUUUUACGUUUAUGAAGAAAAGAAUAAUAUAAAGAUGUAAUUAAUGUCCACAAAUGUGUAUAAUGAUAAUUCUGAGCAAUUAAAAAUGACAUUAUUUUGA